CACACAGAGCGCCCGGCACUGGAGGUGCUGUGAGAGGGAGAGAGGGAGCAAACACAGAGAGACAGAGAGUCCGAGACAGAGGGCAGAGCGAGCGAAGGAGGAGACGAGACAAAUCACAGACCAAGGACGGGCGAAUCCAGCUGGCCUAAGGUUGUCCGCACUCACUCGGCUGCGAACGAGCGUCCGGGCAGAAUGGAUUUCGUUUCGGUCCGACGGCCGCCGAGCCGGAGCCGCAGCUCUGCAGACGACCGUGCCUCCUGUUGGAUUAUUUCAGAUGCCACUGCUGCUGUGAUGGAUGGGAAUAACAGCUCGCAGAGAGGAAGAUGAACCUUGAUUCUCUGGAGGGCUCGAUCCAGAACCUGCUGUCGGUGCUGUACCCGCCCUUCGAGGCCACCGCCCCCACCCUUCUCGGCCAGCUCUUCCAAAUCAUCGAUGGUCGUUAUCGGGGAGAUGCCCUGCGGUGCCUGCUCGACUUCCUGGUCCCGGCCAAGCACGUCUUAGACACCGUGCAGCAGGCUGCAUGUGCUCAGUACCGUGGUGUCCUCUUCCUCUGUGAAGGCUGGCCACUGUGUUUGCGCGACCAAGUUGUCGUCCACCUUGCUCCCAUCGACCCGCGGCUACUUCAGCCUGGCGACUUUUACCUACAGGUGGCACCAUUUUGUGACCAAUCAGCGCGCAUCGUGGUCUGCAGCCUCCUGGAAGAGGAGGGGCUUCGAGUGGAAGUAGUCGAGGAGACCCCAAUCCCUGAAACCUCCUAUCCUUGUAUAUUCAGCUCUGAGUGGUUAAAGGAUGUCAACCAGGGCCGCCAUGGAACGCCUCUCAGCCAAUGCCUGCUCGGCACCGAGCAGGGAGUGGUGAGGUUACCAUGGGGACGGGUGGCCGUGCCUGAUUUUGCGGACGUGCCACAGUGUGCCGGGAGUAGCAUGGCCUCUGUUCCUCCUUCAUAUCCUCCUUUACCACCUCCUCUUCCUCCUCCUCUUCCUCAUUAUUCUGAGAAUACUUCAUCGAAUCAUUCAUUGAAUCUUUCACAUGCACCAAAACAGCGUAAUCCAACCGUUCAGAAUUCCAUUUCAUCAUCUUCUGCACAUCCCUCAGCCUUCUCUGUGAAGACGAGAAUAUGUCCAGGCAAGCACGGCAUUGCUGUGUCACUCUGCCUGGUGGAUACUGGUCCUGCUUCAUCAUCUCGGCCGGUCGAAGUGAAAGAAACUGAACCGGAGCCCAGGCCCAUAGGCUGGGUGUCCCCAAACACAUGGGACAGCCGCUACACCGGGUCGGAUUCAGGCACAGUGACAAAAGCAAGUGCUGCUUCAGGUACACACACCCCUGCAAGUACAAAUACAUGCAAAGGUGCAGACAAGAGUCGUGAAAAUAUCGGACAAGAUAAACAUAAAGUCACAAACCAACAGGAUACGAGCAGAAGUGCGCCAGCAGGCCAAGCCGCAGCAGACGGGGAAUAUAUUGACAUUCUGCAGGCAACUAUGCUUUUUUCAAAAGCUCAGUCAGUCAAAGAAGAGCAACAGAAGCUGGAGGUGCGAACGCAACCGCACGCACAAAUCGAAGCACAAGUGCAAAGACAUCCGCAGAGACAAGCACACAUGCAACCACACGCACAAAUGGAGUCGUAUGGGCAAACGCAGAGGCAGCCCAACACGCCGAAACCACCUCAAGCACAUCCACAAGCGCAUGUGCAGUUAUCUACAAAACCACAAAUGCACUGUCAUUCUAAAUCAGAGGCUCCUGUAUCAUUAACGCCCGACAUGUCCGCAGAGACAGGACCUCCAACUGCUCCCCACCGAUACCAAUCACACCACGCUCACCCUGACUCCCUUGAACCCGCCCAGUGUGUCCGCACAGUCCGAUUCUCAGAGAAACCCUGCACUCCGUGCAUGAAAAGGAGACAGGGCGGACACGGUUCCAGAGCUCAGGAGCUGAGGUGUCGCUACAGGGACUCCUACCAGGCCGCUAUACAGAACCCCGUCACCUUCGGACAGGAGAAAGAGAGGGGGAAUAUGUUGCCGGUGGUGGAGGAGGAUGGGGAUUUCUCACAGUGUGGUGACGGACAGAGGCCACCACCGGGGACUGAAACAGGGGAUCCGUGGUAUAAUGUUCAGGGAAUGUGGUGUGAUCCUGGGAUCCAAAACCAGUCGCCCUUCCUUGUCGGUGGAGCCAUCUGUAAGGAGUCAGGGGAAAAAAACACUUUUCCAUAUUGGAAAGCAGGGGAUUCAAACACCGCCCCCUGUAUGGAGUACAGGGGACCGGGUCCUUUGAAAUAUGGUGGGCUACCAGAGCAGCCAGCUGAAAACACCACUGUGCGGACAGGGUAUGCAUACUCAGCCCAAAAUUCUGCACCAGGAACGAGGAUAAACAAUAGUGAUUUGUCAAGUUCAAAUGAUCCUCAACAGUCGCACGUGAUCUCCGCCAAACAUCGUGGAUCACAGUGUAGUUCAAGUGAAGUUUCAGGGACGAGCGUGGCCCACAAGCCUCGCGAAAGAUUACGCCACAGAACCAAUUCCUCGGGGAUGAGUCCAAACUUUUCCAGGUCUCUUAGGCCGCCACAAAACGGACGAGAGCCCGUGUCGGAUGGACGAUGUUCGUCCCUCUCCACGGCGGUGGUGGACACCUCUGAGAAGUGUGAAGUGGUCAUCGUGGAAGGUCAAAGUGUCAGGAGGAGAGAGAAGAAGGACUCAGGUGCAGAGGUUCCCCAGCUCCAUGUUGUCAAGUGUAAAAACAGCACGGCCUUUGGGCUGGUCUCACCCAAGAUCAGCAGGAGGAAGGUGGUCGUUCCAGACGGUGCUCAGCCUGGCAGUACACCUAUAACCAGUAGAAGCUGUCAUCACGUGGCAAACCCACCACGGACAGAUCCGCCUCCAUCGGCAGAGACGCAGAAGAUCCCUGCCCGUCCCAGGCCUGACCACCUCCCCCUGGGAUCCUCAGACCCCAGAGCCCACUCCCUCUAUCUGGGAGUAGCGACUCUCACAGGCGGCAGAGACAGGGCAGGCAGGGCGAUAGUCGAGCUCUACGGGGACCACCAGGGAUGGAGAUCGGCUGUAACAAGCCAGCAGCUCUUUCAAACGCUGCUCUACUUCCACCUGAUCACCAGGAAAGAAGUCAGAGAAGCUGGGAUGACACUCGUGUUCGAUGCGAGGAAGACAAAUCCUCCGCCGCAGCUCUACAAGGCCUUGAUGGCGCUUCAGGAGCAGAGCCCACAGGCACUAAACAGUUUGGUGCUGCUGGUGGACAAAGACAGCCGCCUCCGGCCUGAGAGAUGUCCCGGGGUCCAGACGGACACGGUGACCUCGAUGAAAGCUCUGCUGAAGCUGGCGGAGGGGAGUCAGCUGAGCUCCCGUCUGGAUGGCACACUGUCUCACGGCCACCGUGACUGGAUGGAGCUGCACCAGAAGCUCUUCCCAUUUGUAUCUGAUCUCCACGAGGCGUCCAGCCUGCUCCUGAGGGCCAUCAGUCAGUUAGAGGAGCCCAGGAGGACGGACACUGUACAGGCUGUGCAGCAGUGCAUGACGGAGCAGAGGACUCUGAUGAGGGAUGUGCUGGGGGACAGCAGGUUGGUCAGCCUGCAGAGGGAGGGUGGGGCCAUCCUGGCCAGGCUGAGGAGGGAGAGCGACCUCAAAUACCCGCACUGCGAGGACCUCAGCGAUGCAGUGGACUCGGUGACCAGCCUGUACAACCACAUGGAGGAGCAGGCCCACGUCCUGGUGCAGAGGUCCAACCUGUCGCUGGAACACCUGGAGUACCUGCUGCAGCUCCGAGAGAUGGAGGGGCACUUCACACAGAUGCGCCAGUGGUUUAACAUAGAAGGAGAGCGCCACCUGCUGGAGGCAGAGUCCGUAGAGGACUCAGGAGACAGAAUGGAGCAGAUCCUCAACAGCUUCACUGGUUUCCUCAUUGAAGCAAACGACCGAAGGCACCAUGCCAUGUCGUUGGUGUCAGAGGCAGAGCGGCUGCAGCGGAGCGGGCUCCCCUACCCAGAGACAGAGACGUUCAAGGCUUUCGUCUGCACCUUCAAGUCGGGCCUGGACGACUUCCUGUGUAGGGUGGAGGCCUGUGGCAGAGAGCUGCAGAUCAUGGUCAACGUGUGUGAUUUUUGUGAGCAGGCGGCAGCUCUGGCCAGUGAGUGCACUUGUUACCUGGACCGGAGUCAGACAAACACUCAGCCUAUAGAACAACAGAACCAAGACCCUGGACCGAGCGCCGCCUCCCUUUGCCAGUCGGAAUGCCCCACAGCGCAUGGCUCUGGCGCAGCCGCCACCAGUGGUUCACUGUCAGACAAUGACAACUCCAUCCUUUGGACUUUUCAAGACAGGUUUCUCCAGUUUAGCCCGGAGAGGUUUCAGGAGGUGAAGGCUCAGGCCAGCGCCCUGCAGGGCUCCCGGGGGAUGCGGGUCUGGAACGUAGCCUGGCUGAGGUGUCAGGAGGCCAGGCAGCAGCUGCUGGAGAGGAUGCAGGGCGUGGAUAAAGCUUAUCACAGAAACCCAGAUUCUAGCGGCUGUUGUGAAUGUCAUUACGUUGAUGUGGUGAGCACUAAUAUUCAGACCACUUCGCCUGGUGGCCAGAAUCUGGUGGUCCAAUCGACCCCUGGGCCUCGGCACCCGCAGUGGGAGGGCAUCGUGUCUGGGGCGGUGGAUUUAGGGAAGAGAAAGCCCAUCACGGGCAGCAACAGCACUAAUUCAACGACUGUGGCCUGCUGUAACAUCCUCAUCAAACCAGAGGAUCACAGUGAUGCUGGAACCAGCCAGGGGUCAACGGUCACCCCACAGUCACCUCACAGACCAACAAGGAGAACAGAAAGAGAGGCGAGGAGGAGACAGGCGAGCAGAACGAGGAGAGAGCGAGACGCCGCGGCCCUUUCUCAGUCGCACACUGUCGGCUGCCAGUGGUUUCCGUGGGGACGCGGCCUCCGGGCGAAGUCGGCGAGCCAAGACUCGUGCACCCCGGCAGUCGUGGCAGCAGGGUCCUCCACUCCUCCGGAGCAGCGGGUCCGACCCCCAUCAGCCUGCUCCCACCACGGUCAGCCGUCCUGUCGCAUCCUCAAGGAGGCUCAGAAGUUCCAGAUCUCCCGCCACGGGAGCUUCUGCUCAGAGGACUCGUGUAUGAGCGACCGGGGGGCUGCAGGGGAGGACGGGGCUUUGUGCUGCAAACACCCCAGCCUGCCCAUCGGGAGAUACGAGGGGGGGUCCUUUCGUUUGGCUAAUCCUCAGGGGAGUGCCAGUAGUGCCCUGAGGCUGCAGCGGGUCCUGGAGGAGCUGGUGGCCACAGAGAGGGAGUACGUCCGCUCCCUGAGCUACAUCCUGACCCACUACCUCCCCCUGCUGGACCGACCGGACAUCCCCCAGGACCUCAGGGGCAAGCGAGGCGUCAUCUUCGGCAACCUGGAGAAGCUUUACGGCUUCCACAGCCACUACUUCCUGCCGGAGCUGGAGGCCUGUCACAGGGAGCCGGCCAUGGCGGCCCGCUGCUUUCUCAGACAUACAGAGAGUUUUGGCCUGUACGCUCUGUACAGUAAGAACAAACCUCAGUCGGACGCCCUCAUCCUGCACCGUCGCCAUGACAUCUUCAAGAGGAAGCAGCAGGAGCUGGGGGACAUGAUGGACCUUUCCUCCUACCUGCUGAGGCCCAUCCAGAGGAUCAGCAAGUACAGCCUCCUGUUGCAGGACAUGUUGUCCCUGGCCGGGUCCUACAGGCCCAAAGACAUGAUCCAGGAUACACUUGUCGAAUCCUCUGUGUGCGGCCCGGCUGUGCAUGUGCCUGAACUGACACGCAGUGAGAGGGAGCGUGAGAGGGCUGAGAUCCAGGCUGCCGCAGACCUGGUUCGAUUUCAGAUGCGGCACGGCAACGAUUUGCUCACCAUGGACGCCAUCCAAGACUGUGAUGUGAAUUUAAAAGAGCAGGGACAGCUGAUUCGCCAGGAUGAGUUCACAGUCCUCUUCAGGAAGAAGAAAUGUGUUCGCCGCAUUUUUCUCUUUGAACAUCUAAUCCUCUUCAGCAAGACCAAGAAAACAGAUGUUGGCAAUGAUGUUUAUGUCUACAAGCAGUCAUUCAAGACGAGUGAUAUCGGGAUGACCCACAACACGGGUGUGAGCGGCCUGUGUUUUGAGAUCUGGUUCCGCCGGAGGAAGAGCGGGGACACCUACACCCUGAGGGCUUCCAGCAUGGAGGUGAAGAAAGCCUGGACCACCGACCUGGAGAGGAUCCUGUGGGAUCAGGCCACUCACAGUAGAGAGCUGCGUCUGCAGGAGAGGGUGUUUAUGGGAAUGGGCAGCAAACAUUUCACGGACAUUCAACCCAGUGAUGCUGCGAUCUGUGACCGAGCCAUCAGCUGCGCCCUGCCUGGGAGAAUCCCUGUGGCAUGUUGUUCACACAGGGGCUUAGACUAUCCACGGCCACACUCCAUUGGCUCUGGCAGCACGGCCUCCGCCACCCUCAGCCAAUCAUCUUCCUCCUCGGGCCGGGGCUCGCUGCCCCCUGCUGGCUAUCCCGGGAACCAGUCACAGGGAUUGGAGAGCGGCCCUGCCAUGUGCUCCUCCCCCGAGGCUGUGACUGACAAUGAACUCAACAAUCAUCAUCUUCAUAUGCAUCGUCAUCUCUACCGUAACCAUGAAAAGUUGGAGACUCAUCAUCCUCUGAUGGACAGCACAGAAUCAUCUGGGGAAAGCGUCAACGUCACGAGCAGCCCAGACAACGGCUGCCUGUCUGCCAUUGGUGGAGAGGCAGUGAACAACUCCACCUCGUUUGUGUCCCAGAGUCCCAUGCCCCGCCCACCACUGUGUCGAACCCCAAGCCUGAGGAGAAACAGCUCACCGGUGAUUAUCAUAAAGAAACCGGGGGUCGCACCCAAACCUCCACAUCUGGCUAAUCCCAAGGAAGGGAAACAUGGGCAGGAGGAAUCUGUGAAAGUCCUUGCAACUAUUUUCAAGAAUGGAAAUGAAUUGAAAAGAAAAAUUUACAGUGUCCAAAGCACAACAGAGCUUUUGGAAAAAACAAGUGAAUUGGGAUUGGUCCUUGACCGGAGUUUAAAAUUUAACACUGAUUUCCAAGAGUUUACUGAUGUUGAAAGUAGUGUGCAGAUUAGUAACCUUGACAGAUUCCAAGAGCACUUUUCAGAAGCACCUAAUCAUCAAACUGUCCCAAGAGAAGUCUGUCAAACUCAGGCAGGAAGUACCAUUGCCUCCCUCUACAAUGCACCCCAGGAUCCAGCACAGAGCACACAGCCACAACUAGUCUGCAUUGGUCAUCUAAGGGGAGGCUCACAGCAGGACGUCAUUCUGGGCAAGUCAGACAAGAUUGCUAUCCCCUUGGAUGAAAGCCUGGCAUGUGCUGUGGACAAGCUCUUCAAGCUCUACUGGGUAUGCAACUCGGCCUUCCCAGCCCCGCUCAGCUCUGUGUUCUCGUUCUUUGAUUACAUUUACGACUUACCCAUGUCAACAAACAGGAGAGCAAAGGCAAUGGAACUCAUUUCAAAAGUCAAGUCUAUUAAUUAGAUCCCACCAAAAUGUACAUUUGUCCAAGAUGUCAGUCAAGAUUCACACAGAUAAAGAAACUGACGUGCCAUCUUCGUGAAAUACAUGUAUUGUCAGAGGGAUUGGAGUUCACACUUACUUGCGGCCAAGAUGGUUGUCCAAGGACAUACCACAGCAUUAAUUCAUUUGCGAAACACCUUUCUAGAGAGCACCAAAUAACAGGUACCACUGCUGUUGAGCCUUCUCUUCAGACCAUCCCAACAUUUACAGAGUCCACAGGGACCAUCGACACAACUCUAGAGGAAAACAUAGCUGAGCCUUCUGAGGGUUUUAAACCUCUUUCUUCAAGUGACAGUGCAGCCUCAUGUGUGGCAAAAAUGUAUGCUGGGUCAAAUGUAACACUAAUGGAUGUCACAAGAACUGUAACUUGUGUUAAAGAACUUGUGGAAACAACCAUAGCUACAUUAAAAAAUUCAGUGUCAUCCGUGUUCAACAAUAUGGGUGUGACAUAGACACUCCUUUUAAAAUGAUUACACACUUUUCUGAAGAAUUUCACCUCGUCAAGCCAAAGGAAAUUUUUCUUGGUCACAGGGCAGAGACUGUGCGGAAACGAGGACAAGUGAAGCAUGUUUUGGCACCAGACACUUGUCAGUAUAUACCAAUACUCGAAACAAUCAAAUUUCUAUUUAGUAAUGACCAAUGCAAGGUGUCUACUUAAAAAACAAGAAAAGGAAUGACAACAUGAUGCGUGACUAUAGUGAUGGGUGUCAAUUCUCAAGUCAUCUACUAUUCCAACUGUAUCCAGAAUCCCUGCAAAUUCAGUUGUAUUAUGAUGAUGUUGAGACAACAAAUCCUCUGGGCUCCAAAACAAAAAUCCAUAAACUGGGUGCUGUUUACUUCACUCUACGGAAUUUACCCCCAGAAUGCAAUUCAUCCCUAGCUCACAUUCCCCUAUGUGUGUUAUUUAAUUCAAUCGACAGGGAGACAUAUGGGCUUGGUAAGAUACUAGAGCCACUUCUUGAGGACAUCAGAGUCCUUGAAAACUGCAGUAUAGAAGUUGAAGUUGAUGGACAAACUCAAAAGCUGCGUGGAAGUCUUUCAAUUUUGACAGCAGAUAAUUUGGCAAUACAUUCACUGUGCGGCUAUGUUGAAAGCUUUUCUGCAAACAAAUUUUGCCAGUUUUGUUUGAUCGAUAAGCAAGAAAUUCAGUCGGUGUUUGAUGAAGACAAUGUUGUAAAACGCAACAGGGAGAACUAUGAGCAACAUGUUAGGUUUUGCAAUCCAAGCUCAACUGGUGUUAAAGGAAACUCUUGUUUGAACAGUCUGCAAUAUUUCCAUGUAACAGAAAAUACAUGUGUGGACAUGAUGCACGGUGUACUGGAAGGCGUGGCUCCUUUGGAAGUGAAGCUGCUGUUGCGUCACUUCAUUUAUGAAGAGAAGCUUUUCACGUUAGAGCAACUAAAUGACAGAAUUGCUGGUUUUGACUAUGGUUACAUGAAUGACAAAAAUAAACCAAGUGCCAUUAUCAAUUUGAGAUCUUCUGAAAAUGCUGUGAGGCAAACUGCCUCCCAAAUGUGGUGUCUCUUGCAAGUUUUACCCUUUUUAGUGCGAGAUUUCAUUAAUAGGGAAGACCAGUUUUAGAAUCUGUUCAUUUUGUUGAGGGAAAUCUGCAGCAUCAUUUUUGCACCUGUUGUCAGUGUUGGGCUUGCUGUGUUCUUAAGCAGCUUAUCAUAGAUCACCAUAUGCUUUACAAGUACAUUAUCCAAGAAUGCUUUGUUUGUUUGGACCUCUUUCUCAGUUGUGGUGUAUGAGAUUUGAGGCAAAGCAUAAUCCAAUGAAAAGGCAAGCACAUGUGGUAUGCAAUUUCAAAAAUAUUGCCAAAACUCUUGCUUAUAAACAUCAGGUUCAACAAAUGUACAAUUUCAAGCUUGUUGACCCGUUUUGUAAAAAAUACAAUGCCGAAAAUGCCUUCCUGUGAACAUUGGUGCUUUAAAGACAGCCGUUGUUAUACCUGAGGGACUAAAGUCAGCCCUACACACAAUGCGUAGCAUCAUUUAUGUUACACAUUCGCUGACUGUAAAUGGCCAGACAUACAGGACUGGAUCUGGACUCAAGACGCAGCAUCAAGGGGAGCACUUAUUUGGAGAGAUCAUUCAUGUUAUACCCCAGGGUGAGGCAUGCCUCUUUCUUAUUAGAGUACUUGAAGUUAAGUACUUUGAUGAGCAUUUCUAUGCAUAUGUUGUGCAAUAGACUAAAGACUUUGAAAUGAUCAAUUUAGAUGAUUUUGCAGAUGUUAGACCUCUUGGCUUAAUGUCAAAUUUCAGCACUGACGAACUCUAUCUCAAUCCGAGGUUAUUGAUGUCAUGUUCAGAAUUCAAUAACAUGAAUUUUUGUACUUGUGUUAUAUAUAUUGUAUUACAAAUGAAUUUAUUGCAUGUGAAGUUUUGAAAAAAAAUCCUUUUUAAAAGGGUUUAAUAUGAAAUCUUAAAUAAAUGACUAAUGAAUGUA
Molecule: messenger RNA, 9980 nt
Organism: Scophthalmus maximus (turbot)
Lineage: Eukaryota; Metazoa; Chordata; Actinopteri; Pleuronectiformes; Scophthalmidae
Exons: 25
Coding region: 324-7493 (2389 amino acids)
Molecular function (GO): guanyl-nucleotide exchange factor activity
Source: RefSeq, a predicted model, not a curated record